Messenger RNA from Symbiodinium necroappetens, 1044 nucleotides. NCBI's taxonomy places the organism in Eukaryota, Dinophyceae, Suessiales, Symbiodiniaceae. The record is from the annotation of a GenBank genome assembly.
AUGCUGUUCAGAUACAUUUGCUGCUCCGCUAUCUUGCUCUUCGUGUUCAGCGGCGAGAGCUUCUAUCAUCUAGUGAGCAACCUGAUGCCGAUUCAGCCGGAGGCCGACCUAAACUUCAAGGAAACGGAAUAUAUAGGACUCGACCAGCUGACCCCGGAGCUAGUGGUGCUUGAGAAUCUCACCACUCUCAGUGGCCUCGAGCUGCGGGUGGCCAACUGCACCUGGAUUAUGUCAUCCCUGACAUAUGCGGUGCACACGGCGCUGGGCCCGGGCGAGGCUGCUGAAAGUGACGCGCUGCAGGGUAAUGGUGGAUAUCUUUGGAGCGGCAUUGUGCAUCCUUCCUGGGUGGGGAUUCUGAUUGCGUGCACUCCGUUACUGUGUGUCUUCGAGUUCAUGGUCACGAUGCCACGCUUCAUCAUGAUAAACGUCAUGUUUUCUGGCUUUCGUUGUCUUAUCGUUCAGCCUGGACGCUUGCUGGUCAGUCUGUUGAGCAGCAUCAUGCUUUUCCUGACCCGGUCCCUCUUCUCCCCCCCUGCGAUUUUGGUCACUACGGUCCCGACCGCCAACCCAAUCCUGGCUGCGGCGUUCGUUUGCAUAUCGCUGGCAGCCAUUACGUCGCCCGUCCCUUUGCUUCUGCUCGCCCGCGAUCUAUGGAACACGACUGCCAAUCUCAGAGUUGUCAGGAGUUUCAGACGAGCGGUUGGAAGCAAGGUCUUGAGCAAAGCCUUGGAACGCCUUCCAUUUGCCUCGCGCUCGAAAGGUACCACUCGAGGAUCUCGGGAUCCCAAGCAGAAGGACUACAAGGGUGCCGAACGAGCUGCCACUUCCUUUGCUCCCCCCUGCUUCGUCUGCCUCGACAAGCCCUCCAGAUACAUCUUGGAACCAUGUGGGCAUCGGGUUGUGUGUGGAGACUGCGCAGUGCAACUUGUGGAUGCGGCUGCGCGGACUCGCACUGCUACAGAGGCUGACCGUGGCGGCGAUCGAGGAGGCAACUGUCCUUCUUGCUCAUUGGCCAUCAAUCGGGCGAUGCGGAUCUUUCCAUGA